GCUGAGCAGCAGCCAGUCGUGUUUCUCCCCUUGCCGAGCUCACACUCUCUCUCUCUCUCUCUCUCGGACUCUCUCCACGCUCUCCGGGCUCGGCGGACAGACGAGACCUCUCCUCUCCUGCUCCUCUAAUUCUCUCCCCGUUUGUCUUUAUUUUUUCACUCCCCCCACUACAUCCCCCCCAGACCCCCUACUCUAUCUGUUUCUUUUUCUUCCUUUUCUUUUUUUUUUUUGGUUUGUUUUUCAAUUUUCUCCCUCCGUCCACUCCAUGUGCCACGGGGCGUCGGUGGGGGGUCCCAUUACGUGGGCAUAUAUGUGUGUGUGUGAGUAAGUGUGCGUUUGUGUGUGUUAGGAGGUGUCGGAAUGGAGGCAGUGGCACUCUAUACGUUUCGUGCCACAGAGGGCGAUGAACUCAGCUUCAACAAGGGGGACAUGCUGAAGAUCACCAACAUGGAGGAUGAUCCUAACUGGUACACAGCUGAGCUCCACAACAGGAAAGGAUUUGUGCCAAAAAACUACAUCAACCUGCGGCCACACGCCUGGUUCGCCGGCCGUAUAUCUCGCGGCGUGGCGGAGAGUCGGCUCAGACACAGGGAGUGCGGGGCCUUUCUGGUCAGAGAGAGUGAGAGCGCCCCCGGGGAGUUCUCAAUGUCCGUCAGUUACGGGGACCACGUCCAGCAUUUCAAGGUGCUGCAGGACCGCUGCUCCCAGUACUACGUGUGGGACGAGCUCUUCUCCUCGCUGAACGAGCUGGUGGAGUUCUACCACUGCAACAGCAUCGCCAAGGAGAGGACCGUCUUUCUGAGGGACCCCGAGCAGUUCGCCAGGCGUCCUCAUCACGCCCACGCUCUCUUCGACUUCACCCCACACCACCCCUCCCAGCUACGCUUCCUACGCGGCGACGUCAUCGAGCUCCUCGACUGCUCCGACUCGCUGCGAUGGAAGGGCCGUUGCCAUGGACACGUGGGCUUCUUCUCCCCUGAGUACGUCCAGCCCAUUUACCAAUGCCAAUGAGCUGGCGUGUCACUCAAACCUACAUCCACCUUGACCCCGCCCCCCUCACACUGCAUCCCCUGCUCUGCACAACGUCCGGAGCCUGAUGAGCCGCGCGGGCGAACUGCUCCUCACGUCACUGACUCCUCCCUCUUUCCCCCGUGAUCACAAGCUUUUUGUUUCGAGCAGCCGCAACAGGCUCGCCGACCGCUUCUACCCGACCCCACAGCUCCACCUCUCUUUAAACAUGUAAAGCAUAAACGAAGACAUGGACCUCGACACUGUGGAGAACUCACAUACAGAUUUGCACCCAGUUAAACACACACACACACACACACACACACCUGAGCAUAAUCAUUUAUUACAGCUUACCAGCACAGGUGGAGGCCAAACAAAAAGCAGCACAAUCACACACUGACCUGAGUGUGUGGCCCAUGGGACGCCCCUUUCUUUCCCGCCGUUUCCCACGAGGAGAUCCGGUGGAGCCGAGCAGAGGGAACACAGAGGGUCAUUGUGUUGCGAACAUUUGGGCCAGACACUCUCUGGAUACUGACGCAGCAGAUUCCUCUCUCACCAGGCUGGCGUGUUUGCGAGCGUGUGGAGAGGGUCAGAGCGAGGAUGUGUAAACCUGCAAACUUUAUGUCCAUGUAUUUUGUGUGUGUGCAUCUGUGUGUGUGCGUGCGUGCGAAAGUGAAUGCAUGAGCGUGUGAGUUUGGUGUGUGUGUGUGUGUGUGCAUGUGUGGAAGGAGGUCGCAGCGUCACGGCGACCAGCGAGACGAACGCUGCACGGACGCUCUGUGCUGAAAAUACACAGCUUAAAAUGUAAAAUGCUCAACUUAAACUUAUGGAAUCAUUUGUUUGUUUCUAUGUAUUUAUUCUUAUUCAUGUGUAAUCUUUAAAAAAACAAAACAUAUAUUACAAUUAAGAUUAAACAUUGUACAAAGGAUUUUGUUUCUGUCGCAGAGGGUAAUUUAAGAAAUGCACAUUUUAUGUGAUUAAUAGUGAGAAGUUGGACCGGUCUUCCUUAACCUGUAAUGACAAAUCAUUUAAAUAAAGUCAAACAUUUACCUCUUUGAACUCG
Acanthopagrus latus (yellowfin seabream) is the source of this 2071-nucleotide messenger RNA. RefSeq names its product GRB2 related adaptor protein a (gene grapa). The record is from RefSeq and is a predicted model, not a curated record. The transcript has 5 exons. Gene Ontology annotation, molecular function: protein binding. Bases 361 to 1011 code for a protein of 216 amino acids. Lineage: Eukaryota; Metazoa; Chordata; Actinopteri; Spariformes; Sparidae.